CAUUCAGAAUCUUCUCGGUUACACUCAGCUGAACUCACACCCACACUCAACAUGCCCUACAACUGCUGCUCUGGAAACUUCUCCUCCCGCUCCUUUGGGGGCUACCUGCCCUACUCAGGCUUCUCCUGUGGCUCCUCCUACAACAGAAACCUGAUCUACAGCCAGAACCUCUGCUCUCCCAGCACCUGCCAGCUGGGCUCCUCUCACUACAGGGGCUGUCAGAAGACCUUCCACAGGCCCACCAGAUGUCAGACGUCCAGUGUGGUGUCCAGGCCCUGCCAGCCUUCCUGCUACCGCCCAAGCACCUCCACAUUCUGCAGUCCCUGCAAGACAAYUUAUGCUAGAUCUGUGAGAUCUGUGUCUAGUAGCUGUUGCUCUCAGGGCUAUGGCUCAAGAUGCUGUGGAUCUAGYGGCUGUGGAUCUAGUGGCUUUAGACACCUGAAUUACAGAGUUGGUGGCUUCUCUUCYCUGGGCUAUGGAUCCGGGCUGUGCCGUCCAUCCUAUUUGGCUUCCAGACCCUGCCAGCCUUCUUGCUACAGACCAACCUGUACAUCUGGAUGUGGGUUCUACUGA
Messenger RNA from Urocitellus parryii (Arctic ground squirrel), 573 nucleotides. RefSeq names its product keratin-associated protein 13-1-like. The record is from RefSeq and is a predicted model, not a curated record. Lineage: Eukaryota; Metazoa; Chordata; Mammalia; Rodentia; Sciuridae.